Messenger RNA from Chelonia mydas (Green sea turtle), 12940 nucleotides. It is a transcript of the gene JAKMIP1, whose product is annotated as janus kinase and microtubule interacting protein 1. Gene Ontology annotation, molecular function: kinase binding; microtubule binding; GABA receptor binding. NCBI's taxonomy places the organism in Eukaryota, Metazoa, Chordata, Testudines, Cheloniidae. The record is from RefSeq and is a predicted model, not a curated record. The coding region runs from base 3053 to 8596 and encodes 1847 amino acids. The transcript has 20 exons.
CACAUUUGACUGCACCCAGAGAAGGUCAAGCAGCCAGUGAAUCAAUGAAUGGCAUCAAUUCUAGUUCAUUAUUCUACUGGAAAUUUAUCAUGUCAGUGAAUGCAGUGUGAUUUGUGCAUGCAGAUGACACUGAGCAUAAUUAAUUUGCUGUCAAGUGAAGUGGUACAUUUUUGACACAGUAGUAAUUUAUUCCUGAAGUCUAUGGUUGUGGGUAGGUUUCCUUGGCACUUGACUUUCUGUUUUUGUAAUUUAGCAUUUUUGCACUUUGGGUUCUUCAGCCAAUCUGUCUCCUUCCUUAAGAUUAUGCACAACAAUGUUGUGGAAUGCCAGCCUCCCUACUCAACAAGGAAGAGACUCCAGAAAAAUAUAUAUCUAGAGAAAAAUAUAUAUCAAAACUUGUUUUGUAUUCCAUCAGAUUAUGUCUGAGGGGUAUUUCCUGUUUAAGAUUGCACCCACCUGUUAUAAUUAAUUUAUUACACCUUGGCUUCCAUUCAUUUGUACCUGUGACUAUUUAGGCCCUGAAUCAGGAAAGCACUUAGGAACAUAAUUAACUGUAAGCUUGUGCUCAGGUCUCAUUGCCCAGACUCAUAUUCCUUAAAUUUAGAGUCCAUAAUCUUUGGGUGUUACAGUUUGCAAAGUUACCAUCAAGUAUUGAAUUUUACAUAUUGCCAUCUGUUUUCAGUGUAAGAUCAGAAGAAAAAUCCCAGAAUGCUGUAUAUACUUUUCAAAUCAAUUCAAUUGGAGCUAACUACUGUAAAAUAAUGUCACUGAAUUCCUUAUUACAUAUCUUACAUCUUUUUUUCUUUUCUUUUUUCUCAUUUUCUUUUGAUCUUAUUUUAUAGUUUUUGUUCCUUUUUUUGUUUUUCUCACUAGCAUUCAUUGUGUGGCCUUGAUGACACGCCUGAGACAAGAAAUGUGGAUAUUAAAAGAGCCUGUGGAGUGAACAACUGAAUCCAUGUGCAAAAACCAGAAAAUAAUUAUUUGAGCAGCUUUAAAUUGGAGCAUUUUUGUCAUGAAACAGUUUGUAUAAUACUUCAAGCGGCAAGAUAUUUGAAUUAAAAUUAGGAAUUUUGUAAAGAUAUAGUUUCAAACUGGAAUGAUUUGAUAAUCAGAUAAGGACCAGCACACCAUGAACACUAAGAAAAUCUAUACAGAAUUUACAAAAAAGAAUCAAACACUGGGAAAAAAUAUCAAGUGCAAUUACUGACUGCUUUAUGAACUAUUAUCUACCAAAUGGUUUUAUUAUAGUACCAUGUCCUUAUAAUACCAUGUCCUUUGUUUCUCCAUAUUGCAUGCUUUCAGCAAAGGUGGUUUGUAUUUCACAGAAGAACUACAGAAGCUCCUUUUUAAAAUAUAUAUAUAAAAGUUAAAUGCUGACAGUAAAUGCCAUAGUAAAUAUCUGAAGGGGGAAAAACUGUACAAAAUUGGAAAAAGAGAUUUAGAAACACACUGGUAGAAUUCAUACUAAAUUGUUAGACUCUGAAACCACACAGAUAGGAAAAGAGAGGAAAUAACUGUUUAGCGAAAGCAACCCAAUAGGUGAAGUGGAGUUCUCAGAAAUUAGUGGUUGUCUAUGAGACAUAGAGAGGUAAACACGCAGCAAGAGAAGGAGCCAGACUCAUUGGAUUAAGUAAAACUGUGGGGAGGAUAGGAGUUGCAUCAGAGAAUCAAAUCUUUGAAUGCCACUUGAAAAUUAAAGCAAUCACUUAGAAGGAUUUCAUUGGAAGAAUGAAUGAUCUUGAGAUGAAAUGGAAGCUCAGGAAAGCACAACAUAUGACUCUGCAGAGCAUACAGUACACCACAGUCAAUUAUGUCUUAAAGCAUGAAGAGGAGAUUGACCUAAAAUUUCAACAUAGGAACAGGCAAGUACAGGAAUAUGAUUGUAAAAGAAAUAUCUGAAAGGGAAUACAAAGAGAAACACAAUGGGCUCCUGGGGGAAAUAAAGGAAAAGUAUAAUUACAUUAACCACAAAGAAGUAAACAUGAUACUACCCCCAACCAAUAGAGUUAGAUAAACACAAAUGUUGACAUUGACCAUUUGAACUAGCAGACAAAAUGAAAUUAUAGAUUAAAAAUAAUCAGAUAUGGGGAAAGUUGUUAAAGAUGGACAGUGAUUAGAACGCCAACAGAGAUCCUAUUGUCAAAGGAAGGAUAAUAAAUUAUAGUGCAUUAUUUCAGAUCUGGAAAGACAAUAUCAAGAAAUAGAGGUAGUUCUCAUAGUUUCUAGCACUUUAGAGGCAGGAUGAAAAUGAUAAUGACAAGGUAAUGAAAGGUAUAUGAUGGGAGCUGAAUACUGGAUGUGAAAGAGGACUAGAAGGCUCAGAGUAGGAGGAUCCACCUAGUUAUUGGUUGGGCUAUGAAAUAAAAGGAACAUAGACUUCAAAUAAAAAUAUCAGUCAGGAUUAGCUGCUGAAGAAAUGUUGAGACUCCAAGAGGCUAACUCACUGUUAUGCAAGAAAAACUGGUUUAUGUGGGGAGGUAAACAGAAGGAAGAUGAUUUGUUCUAAUGACAAAAAGCACAAUUGAAUUUAUAUAGAAUCAAGCAAGUCAAAGGCAUGAUCCAAUAGGCUGGAAAAUUCUGACCCCCUACAGAGUGCAUGAAUCAAAUAGAAAAUGGAGUGUUUAGAGAACUUGUCUUUUUAAACGAUAGAGAAAUUUCAUAUCUAAUUAAAGACUUCAGCAGUGCAGUGAUGGAACUUGGAACGAAGACAUCUUCACUGCAAAAAAGAAGUGUAGGCAUUAAAAAGGAAGGACAUAACUUGAGACUGUUGAAGAAAGCCAAUACCUAAAGCAGGUGAUGGGAAAGAAGCAAGGAGAGCACAACUGAAAAGUGCAUUUCACAUAGAAAAGAAACCGAAACUCUGCUUGUUUAUCACAAAUUUGGAAAUAAAACUAAAAGCACAAGAACAAAACUGUCACUCAGCAUUUGGUUCAGCAGUAAGUGCUCUGGAAGGACAGGAGAUGGUCUCAUUGCAAAGCAGCAAAAGUAUGGAACAGGAUUUAGAAGAAGUGCAAGGGAGUCUGAAGGGGCAGUAAACAGUGCUGAAGUGGAGAUGUUGAAUCUCAGAAUAAAACAGCUGGAAAAGUCAGAGCAAAAACUGAAAGACAUUUUAGAGGACUACACAAAGUCAAAUUCUGCACUAGGAAACAGAGCAAAGGAGCUGGAGCUGUCACAGAAGAAACUUUUCGAAACAGUUGACCAACUGAAUGCAAAGCUACAGCAGGUAGAAAAUGCAAACCUACGUGUUAAAGGGAAGCUCCGAAACCUUCAGGUGGAACUGACAGAUUUGGUUCAAAAACAAGAAAAGGCAGAAAGAAAACAAAAAGAAAAGCUAUGGCGACUUCAGGACCAAUUGAAGACAAAAGAGGAUGAAGUAAAGAGUCAGUCAGCAUAUUUCGAGCACUACAAACAAAAGCAGAAGCAGAAGACAGCAGUGUUGAGAGAACGGGAGUUGUCCCUUCAGGGUCAGGUGUCCAGGCUGGAAAAGGAAGUCCUAGAUCUCAAUGCCACUACAGCUUUUCUGUUCUCUGAGCUAGGAGAGGGAACUGUACAAUAUCUCCGAUGCAAACUGGAAGCAGUGUUCAAUGGAAUUCAGGGGUCUUUGCACUUAGAUGUGAAUAUAACUAAAAUAAAAACUCUCAUUGAAGAUGUGGAUCAUUACAUGAAAAGCCACCUACAGACACUGCAGCAAAAUCUGAAAAGCUUACAGGAAAAAGAAGAGUGUGGUAAUAGAGAACAAGCAGACCUACUAACUAAACUUCAGCUCUCCCAGGACAAUGAAGAUUUCCUGACAAGGAAAUUAGAGGAAUCUUGCUGUCGUGUUUAUGAGCUGAAAUUGUCUGAAAUCAACCUUCAGGAACGCGUGGAGGAACUUAUGGAAGAAAACAUCACUUUAAAGGACAAACUGGGAGCAGAGUUACCAAGAGAAUCAGAAAAGGAGCUAUUGCCUGGAGGAAUGGAAAAUGGAGAAAAUAAAGCUGUCAGUGGUAACUGGAAUGGUGACCUGUUUUUCCAGGAUGAGCAGAUAAAUCUGAAGAGGGACGCGGUCUUGGAUCCAGCCAGAAACAAAGCUAGUCAAACUCCAUCUUUUCUACAACAUACCAAACAGUCUCGUACAACAGCAAAGAUAGCAUCAGAGUGUGGCUAUGGCUGGCUUAAUAAUGUGGAGGGAUUGCCAAAGGAACUUCUCAUACCAUUUUUGGAGCACAGCUCCAGGGCCUUGGUGGAAACUGGUGAAGAACACGGGCUAGCUGACGCUGAACAGGUCAUACUUGGCACACAAAGAUCAGAUGGUGCUUCUCCGUUGUUUGGAUGUACUCUAAGCCAGCUUAAAAACAGACAGCUAAUCUUAUUUUGCUCUGAGAGGCUAAGCAAUGAUGGGAGAAGUAAGGGGACCAAAGAAAAAGGAUAUUUCUUUCUCUUAAAGGAACAAGCUAUAAAUCAACCAGCUAAUCCUUCACCUGUCUUCAAGGUUGCCACUUUGAUUGAUCCUCAGUUUGUCUUGCUAGAACCUGAAAUCCCCAGGGUCCUAGGUGUCAGAUCAGAAUCUGUUUUCCCAGUGAACAAAAUGCUGAAUUUGAAUUACAACCAGACAUAUCACAAUAACUUUUGUCCUUCUAAUGGUGUCUUGCAUGUUGUGAAAGGAGUUUCUUCUGGUAAAGAUUCUGAAGCUCUAAAGGAAAAGGUUGCUAACACUGAGACUGAAAUUUUCAGACUCCAGGUUGAAAAACAUUAUAUGGAAAAAUGUUUGCAAAAUAAAAAAGCUAUACAGAAAAGCACAGAUGAAAAGAAAAGCCCGAAUAAAGAAAUAAAUGAUGAAAAAAAUCAAAGUAGAAAUGGUCCAGAGAAAUCUCAGCGAGAAGAAAAAAGGGAUGAGAAAGCACAAAUCAGAACAAUAACUUGCAUUUCUGAAAAAGCCACCAAAGUUUUAAUUAAAAUUGCACAUGAUGAAACUGGGGAGCAAGAAGCAGAACCAAAAUUUCAUGCAGCAAGCAUUCCAGGUGACCAAAACAUGUCUGUCCUACACAAGGAAUUAGAGGGAUAUCCCCAAGAAAACUCUGAAUUUAAGGAUGAACAUGGAAAACAUUUAGCAAUCUCUACCUUUGAUGAAGUGAACAGAAGAUGCCUAGAAAAGAACAUUUUUGUGACAGAAGAGAAGGGUAAACAACCCGAGAAUCUAACUGACCAAAUAAAAGUGUGUCGACAAAAAAGUGUUGGACUGAAAGAAAAGAGAGAGCAAUGUUUGAAACUGUCUGAACGAGAAGAUGAAGAUAAGUCAUCAUGCAAACAAAUGACCGAUCAGAUAGAGGAAUAUAGUAAAUGCUCUCAAAAACUGUCUGCACUGAAGGAAGAUAAAUAUAUGUAUCCACUGAAUAUAUUGUCUCCUGCACAAGAGAGAAAUUUAUACUUAAAUGAAGGGUUAGCACAAGAGGAAGAAUAUUUUGAACAUGUUCAUUAUCUAUCAGCAGCAGAAGAAAACAAUGGAUAUACCCUGAAAAUAGAUAAGUUAGAGAAGCUCAUGGAUAUAUAUUCUCAAAGAAUAUCUGCACUGAUGAAAGAGAAUGGGAGUUACUCACAGAAACUCCUCAUGUUACAGGAAGAGAAUGAUAGAUAUUAUCAGAAGAUGUGUGCACUAGAAGAGGAGAUAGAUGCAUAUUCUCAACAUAUAUUAACAGCACAUGAAACUGAUGUUGACUCUUCCCAAAAGUUAUUGGCCAAGGAGGAAAUAUAUGGUAAAUGUUAUAACAGUGUUUCAAAAGAGAAGAAUUUUAGGUGUCCAGGAGCGAUUUGUGUUCUCUUGGGUGAGACUGAAAUCCUUUCCAAGAAUGUGUCUCACCUGGUUAAAAAGGAAGAUAGAAAUUCUGAAAAGGAAAUACCAGUGAUGGAAUCAAAUACAUUUCUCAAGAAAAUUGUAGCUCUUGAUGAAAAGAAGAUUAAAUAUUUCCAGCUGCUUUCUGGUCUCAAAGAGGAGAGAAAUAGCUUUUUCAGAGAAAUAGCUAAACUAUUACAAGACAAAGAAAAAUACGUUAAAAAAACUCAUGAACUGGAAGAAGAGAGAGAGAGAAAUUUACAGAUAAUAUCUCAACUAGAAGGAGACAAAGAAACUUUUUUGGGAAGUUUGAGUGAGCUAAAAUGUGAACAAGACAAACACAUGACAAUGAUUUCUGAAUUGAAUGAGUGCAAAACCAAAUGCUACCAAACAAUUUCUGAUCUACAAGAGGAAAAACGUAUACUGAAAAAUGAUAUGAAUGAAGUCCAUAGGGAAAGUUCUGAACAGCUUCUAGAAUCUCAGAAAGUAAUUGAGAACAUUCUUCAAGAAAACAAUGAAUUGAAGGAAAUAAUGUCUGCUCUUGGAAUCAGCUAUGAAGACCCAAUAAAAGAUAAAAUUUCAGGAAUAGAGGGAAAGUUGCUAAGAUUGAAGCAAGAAAAUAAGAGUCUACCACAUAGAAUGCAAGAAAAGGAAACAGAGAUGGCGUCUGGUAAAACACAUACUAAAGAAAAAGGAAUUCAAGUUAUAGAACCCUCAAACUAUCUCACUAGGAAAGAUAAAGACACCUGUUCAGAAGAGGAAAUUGGUAGCAUUAAAGGAUAUUGUCAAGUGGGAUGUUCUAAAAACACUGAGACUUCUAAAUGCCAUUUUAGUAAUGCUGGGAUAAGUACAUUUUUGGGUGAUCAAAACAUUGCGAUCUCCAGGGUGCUCCAAAAGACUUCUGAGACACCAGAGGUGGCAAAGUUAACCUUUGAAACAGAAGAAAAAAUAUCAAGCAACAGUUUUUCUCAAUGUUGUGUUAAAGUGCUGAAGAAUAUGGAACUGCUACAAGAGUCCUCAAAGGGCAGCACAUCUGAAAGCUACAGUGCAAUGCAAGAACAACUGGAAAGGUCAAAGGAAGAACUAAAAGUACAACAAGGGGAAUUAGAAAAGGCCAAAAAAGAGGCUCAGAAGUGGUACCGAGAACUUGGCUUUGUAGAAGCAAGAUAUGAAGAGGUCAGAACUCAGUUGACACAGGCACUCUCUGAAUUACAUCAACUUAAACAAGCAGAUGGCGGGGAAAGGCUUAGAAAGCAGUGCUGCCAGUUAAUGAAGGAAGUCCAAGAACUGAAAGAGCAUAGGAUAGCCAAUAAGGGAUUAGAACAGCAAGUGCUGACCUUGAAAUCCCAACUAAGGGACCAGACUGUAUUACAAAAUCAGUUUCAAGACUUGCAAAACCAAGUGGAAUGCCUUCAGGCUCAACUGUGUGAAAAGACUGAGGAACUUCAGAAAAGAAAGACUGAAGCUGACCUGACAAUAGCUCCACUCAAGGCUAAGCUAUCUUGCCUUGUCCGGAAAUGCCAUGAAAGAAACAGCUUGAUUACCCAGCUGGUCAGGGAAUUUCACAGGCAUGGAAUUACGGAUUCCAUUUUCAAUGAAGAGGCAAAGAAUUUAGUGAACGACAUGGCGCUAGCAGAGUACACUACCACCUUUACAUCUGUUCGCAAUCGAGAGUUACUGCAUCCUGCUGGAGACACUUCACAGGUCAAUGGAUUGCCAAAUAAUCAUGGGACCUACCAGGCUGAAGCAAAUGAGAAGGCGAGGCCAAUUCCUGCAAGCUUUCUACAGAAGUCAGAUGAUAUCUGCUGUGCUCACACAACUCAAAACAAGUGUACUACUUCUCCUUUAAAAUUAACAUGCCUAGAGAGGAUCAUAGCCUUGCAUCGAGAGCUUAGACAAAACCAUCACAGUAAUUACCAGAUACCUUCAUUUGCCUCUUCCAAUUCAAAACUGAAGGCGGAUUGCAAUUUGUCCUCUGUCUGUCAUCCAGCCCAAGAUGUGGCCUCCCAGUCGGUAGUGUCAAAAAUGAACAAUUCACUGAAACUUUCAGAUAGGAGCUCUUUCCAUCUCAUAGAUGGGAGGGACCAGUUGUCUAAACUUGGUGAUGUAUUCCACAGUCAUACAGGAAAUCAGCAUGCAGGUGCUGUUCUCCAGGGAAAGAGAAAGAAAAAUGUCAUUAUGAAUAACACAUGGAUCUCGGGAGAAAAACCAGAUGGCUCAACCUCAGCUACCACAGCAAAAAGCUAUUUGUCAGAUGUGUUGUCAGCAAGUAAUAAAGGUCAAAAUCCUACUGGGGAGAAAUCAGCUGCACUGGAAAGAGUAAAAGCCUCAGAAAUAAAACAAGGAUCUCCUGCUCCAGUUGGUUCGGUCUAUAUUAUUAAAGCAGUGGGAAAAAGCAGCAUGAUGAUUGGCUGGGAGAGACCGGUAGUAGAUGAAUUAGGAUGUAGUAAUGGAACUUUCAUUACAGGAUACAGGAUAUAUACAGAUGGGAAAUUUCAUAAAUCUGUUAUGAGUUCAGCAUGCACGAAGACUAUUUUAGAAAAUCUGGAUCUUUCUGUGCCGUUUCAAAUCAGCGUUCAGACUGUUGGUUCUUCUGGUUUGGCUUCUGAGAAGAUGAAUGUUCGAUUUAGUUGUCCUUUAACAAAAAAGGAAGCUUCAUCAUUUGCCUUUAGUGAUUACCCCGAAGACCAAAAGCCUGGUGCCAGCUCCCAUGAGGUGAAUGGAAGGCAAGGUUUAGCUCCGUUGUCUUUCUUGAAGAAAUUAAUUUUGGAUGACCAAAGAAACUAAAGAAAAUACAGUGAAGGUACAGCACUCAAGGGAAGAACGAAUCAGACAUGAAAAGAAAAAGCAAUGCAGUGCUGAAGGUAUCACAAAGGGUGUUUCUAGUCUGGAAGCCUCCAUAGCUGCUUUGCUAAGGAAAAAACUGACAAGCCACAAUGACUUACUGACCCUCAUCCUUCACUGGAAGUUGGUGAUGCAAUCCAAUUAAAUAUAGAUCUUUUACAGAAUCUUAAUAUUGUAAUGCAUUUUUAGGAAAUUCUCAUGUUUUCCUCAAAUCCCAUCCUUUGGAUGCCUACAUAUGUGGUUAUAGGGAGCUUGCAUAUAUGAAGGUCAUAUGGGACCUCAAUCCCACUGGCUUUUAUGGGAGUUCAGGGUGCAUAGCACCUCUCAGGAUAUGGCAGUAGAUGGACUCAUUUUUCAAGGUGCCGAGUGCCUUCAACAUCCACUGGAGUAAGUGUCAUACUCAUCCCAGACCUGUAGGCACUGAGAAGUUGGAAGAAUUGUGCACUAUGGCCUUAAUUCAGUAAAGCACAUAAGCACAUACUUACGUUCAAUCCUGUGAGCAGUCCCUUUGAACUUUAGUUGGAUUACUCAUGUGCUUAUGUGCUUUGCUGAACCAGGUCCUGUGUGUGCGCCCACAAACUGGUAACAAUGCAUGCAGAACACACACUGAUGCGUCCAAAAUAGGUAAGCACAUAUUAUUGUAUCUAUCUGCAGAUGCAGAUAUGUUAGAUGUACUUGCACACAUGAGACUGGAGUGUAAGGGUACAUAUGAGUGUUUACAGUCCUACUUCAAUGGCUUAUGCAUGCUUCUGUUGAAGUCAAUAGCAAAACUCCCAUUGACUUGAAUGGGAGCAAAAUUGGGUACUAAUUUACGUAACUUCCCCCUUGUUGUGUAAUGCACUGUCAGUUUUGAUAACUAUUUUGAAAUCUUUCAUUUAUUUUAUUUUAAUUGAGCUAACCUUUAGAAUGUGCUGAUCUCUACAGUGGUUAGUCUCCCAGUAAUUUCAGAAAUUCUUUGAAGGGGGGAGGUACAAGGCUAAUAAAAUAAGGAAGCCCAUCUCAGAUUAAUUUCUUGUGCAUUUUUAGAUUAUGGUUAUCAAGAGAUGACAAGUUGGCAUGGCAACAUUUGAAGCUUAACUGCUAAUAAGCGCUCUUAAAAUAAAUUGGUGUCAUAUGUGGGUUUCUUGCCAUUAGCAUACUCUACCACCUGAAGAGAAGCAACACAUAUAUCAUUUGCAAAACAUGCAUACAAUUAGACCCUCGUUCUUAUUUUUGAAUGAAGUGUUAAACUAAGACAUCAUGCAUGUUUCCUGGCAUUUAUGACCAGUAUCCCACUACGAAAUAUAAAUGUUGAUAAUGAACUUGUCCAUUUUUUAGUGUCUCAGGCCUUAAGCCAUUCACUCCAUGUAAAAAAUGAUUGUGCUAUGUUUCUUUUGUGGCACAUGCCACGUUCACCUCUCUUAAACUGCACACCUCCUAAUAUCAAAAUUGUCUUCCAGUAUUAUAAAAGACUAUUCACUCAUUAAACUAGUAGAUGGGUGGAUUCAUUCUGUGUGUCACAAGAUUUGGAAUUGAAAUCUCAUCUUUAACGCAAAUGAUUAUGAUAAAGCAGCAAAGCUAUGAAUGUGAGUUUGUGGGUUGUGAUUAGACCAGGCAGGGAGCAUAAAGAUUAAUUUCCAGUUUCCUUGUGGUGAGCAGAAAAAAAUAGUGUCUAGUUAUUAUAGAAUCUGUUCAGUUUGAAAUGCGUUCAAACUUUGUGCAGGACAAAGGAACUAUUUUUGCCUCUCUCUCUAGUAGGCUGACCUGCUAAAUUCAAACAGGAUGAAAUGGAACAGCUACUGAUUAUCUGUAUUUGACAAGGUGCUGCUUUUCUUGUGUAUGGUAAACUGCUUCUCAAAAUGUAAAACUGGGCACUUUGGUUGGCUUGAUUUAUAUGCACAAUAUUUUUCUGACCAAAUUAAUUGCAAUUAAUGUUAAGAUGCUGCUACUAAGUCCUCCUAUGUAAAUAUACCCCUUUGCUCUCACUUUGAACAAAAUACACAGAUUGACACUGGACAUUUUUACAUAUAAAAUAUGGUUUAUUUCUUAAUUCCCUUAUUACCAUACACUCUACUGUGCACAGCAUUACAAGAUGUUAAAAAUAUAUCUCAUGACAUAUUUCUAAUCAACCAAUGGUCCUUAUAUCACCUUGGAAAAUUGAAUUCUGUUAUUUGCACCAACACAGUUGACAGAUGCUGGAAGUAUAGUGAUUGAAUCACCGAAUGAUAAUUAUGUUAAAUGUAUGCUAAUACAAUUGGCUAAGAAAUAUUUUAUGCACACAAUAUAAUUCUCAAAAUAACCCUCCUAUUCAGGCAGCAUUGAUAUUUGUCUGUGGCCUUUAAAAAGUGGAAAUUCUCAUCUAUAUUUCAUAAAUCUACCUGUCUUUCUAGUAUGUAGAUGAAGGAUUUUAGUAUUUUGAAUUUGCAUUGGUGGGAAAAACAAGUGCAUGUUGGCUUUUGCAGCUAAUCCUUUGGAAAUCCUUUAGUGCCUUAAGGAGCCAGAGGGGGAAGAGACUUUGGGAUUACCGUAUAGUAACUUGUGCAGACCUCUUUCCUGCUUCAGCAGAAUUCCUUUAAGACAUAUUGUGCCUUGGACUCCAAACAUAUUUGCAUUAGAAAUCAGUAGCCAUUAUAUUAUGGGCAGGAAUUUUUGCCCCUUUACAUAUCCUAGGUUAUAAAAUCUAUUGCUGUUUCCAAAGUAGGAUACAAAACUAAAACAUCAAAUUCAAAUUCUACCAUUGGAAUCCAUGGUAUCAGUCAUUAUCAGCAAACUAGGAAUGUUAAAGUUGGAGUCAAACCAACAAAGAAAGUUCAGCUUAGCUCUGAUGUGCUGCAUAAAUCCUGGUUCCAUUGAAGUUCAUGGUAAAACUCCCAUUGAUUUCAAUGGGGCCAAGAUUUCACCCUGUCUUUUACUUGUGCAGCACAUAUGAUAUAUAAAUAUCAUACACUCAUCAUCACUGCCUAUGCACAGCAGGGACAACGUGGUCAGAGGAGAAGGGAGCUAAGGAGGGUAUAGAGGCUUGACUUGAUUUAGAGUUGUUACUGUCUGUGGUGUAAAUCUGUGUUCAUCAUUGUUUUACUAUGUCACAUGGAUUCUUGCUAUGUUAAUAUGAUAUGUAAAUGUAAAAUGCAAUGAAAGGGGUAACUGUACAUGUGCAGCGGCUGAUUUCCAAAUAUAAAUAUGUCAGCACCUGAACUGUUUAGAUUUGUUUUUCUAUGUUGAGAGAGAGAUUAAUCUAUAUUAGGUGAAAUUCAGUCCUCUGCAGAAAGCCUACACAAGGCCCUAGACACCACUAAUUAGAGUUUUAAAUGGAUCUUAAGUGGUCUUACGUGGGGUGAAUUUCACUUAUUAUGAAUGAAGGGUUUGGCAAUGAUGGAUAUAGACUGAAAAAACUAAAGCCCUCCAACAUUGUCAUCUUCUGUUCUGCUUCCUGUGACUAAAAAAGGGGGUUGGAAAAUGUGUAAAUAAUAUCACUCCUUGGCUUACACUGUAAAUGCCAAGAUUCAGUGUGGCAUAGAUUUUUGUAGCUUGUUUAUAAAUAAGGCUUUUGGCUUUUGUUUUGAACGCAUGAAGCCCGUGUAAAUUAAAGUAAGGAGUAAAGACUUAUAAGUAUUUGUUUGAAUUGAAAAGUAUGGAUAUUUUCUCACUUCUUGGGACCAAAUUUAAAUUGAGAGCCUUGGAUGCACAAAAUAUGAAUGAGGUCUUAUCAGCUUUUCAUCUAUACAAAAGUGUGAUGUUAGCUCGGAGUCAUGAAAAGCUGAUUGUAAGGGACACAAAUUAGAACCAGUUUGAUAAAGUGCCAAAGCAUGCACAAAAAACGUGGGCUUCAUAGUUUGAUAUAGAUUACCCAAAAGUUACAGCUCGAUCCUUUUUUAAAUUAUUGUAAAUAAAUGCAGAAAGUUUGACACCCCUACCAGUGGGGAUUAAAACGGAACAGCUAAUUGUGUUCACUUGAGUGACAUAAAAGAUGCUUUUAUCAUUUUGAUGUGUUACACUGAAGCUAUCUUGUUUACAUUUUUCAGCAAUGAAUUUCACUUUAGGACAUUUCCUUCAUGUAAUUAAAUGUACAUAUAUGUUAAUUUCAAAGUAACUAGAGAGGAGACGGACAGAAUUGUAAUGCAGUCACAAAGUCUACCUUAUGAUUAUUACAGAUUUGUAACUAUCACUUAAAAUUGUGUAAAAUAUGUUGACAUUUUAUCUUGUUAUCCAGAUGUAUUUUUCUAUGUUAGUUAAAUGUAUAAUUUGCAUAAUUUUGUAUAUUCAAAUGUAUGCAUAUUUUAAAUUAAAAACUUUCUUUAAACUGUUUAA